Schistocerca piceifrons (Central American locust) is the source of this 1682-nucleotide messenger RNA. RefSeq names its product solute carrier family 22 member 7-like. Gene Ontology annotation, molecular function: transmembrane transporter activity. The transcript has 9 exons. Gene Ontology annotation, cellular component: membrane. Bases 18 to 1661 code for a protein of 547 amino acids. The record is from RefSeq and is a predicted model, not a curated record. Lineage: Eukaryota; Metazoa; Arthropoda; Insecta; Orthoptera; Acrididae. Gene Ontology annotation, biological process: transmembrane transport.
UGGAAGCAGACCUCAUUAUGGAAGAAUACAAGGCCGCAGCUGUACACAACGUCAUUAAUGAAAAUACGAAGUUUGAAGAUAUAAUAGAAGAACUGGGGAGUGAUGGAAAGUUCCAGUUACAAAUGAAUAUCAUUUUCAAUUUCAUCGCAAUAUUAUUUUCAACAAUGUCUUCAUACGCCAAGAUAAUUGCUCUGACAGUACCUGAACACUGGUGCCACGUUCCAGGAAGAGAAUCUACAAAUUUAACAGUGGAAAUGUGGAAGAAUCUCACAAUUCCAAAAGAAGAUGGAAAGUACAGCAGAUGCCUAAUGAAGACGCCAGGGCAAGACAACGAAACGAUGGCCUGUAUCCACGGCUGGGACUACGACACCACAUGGUUCUCUGUGACUGCCGCUUCCCAAGGGAACUGGGUGUGCGAUAAGGAACUGUACCCAAACACUGUGUAUUCCGUGAGCCACGUCGUUUCCACCGCCGUUGGAGUUUUUAUGUUUUACAUUGGUGACAGAUUUGGACGAAAGAAGCAGUUUCUGCUAGGCCUGAGUGCCACGGCGCUGUCCCAGACACUGCUCCCAGCUUCAGUGUCCGUCUUCCCUCUCUACAUUGCUCUGUCAGCAGCCUCUGAAGGCACGCACUUGCCCAUGUUAGAAGCAACCAUGGCGACAGGAGUCGAGUUGGCCAGUAUCAAACGCCGUUCUUCCGUCAAUUUUGUGUCCUUCAUGUCUUACUGCCUUGGUAUAAUUGCCAUAUCAUUAUUGGCUUGGUUACUCAAGAACUGGGUGCACUUCACUCUGGUUGCGUCUGUCCCUUGUUUUAUUCCACUACUGCUUCAAAGGUAUCUUCCUGAGUCACCACGAUGGCUGAUAAAUAAAGGGCACACAGAAGAGGCUUUCAAGGUCCUGGAAUGUAUAGCGCGCACAAACGGGAAAACUUUGUCUCCUGACAUCAAGAAAAAGAUUAAUUUUCUGUCUCAACAAAGAACUGUAAACAUGGGGAUUGGAACCAUCAUAACCAACAAGAACCUCCUGAAAAAUACGGUUUUACUUGUGCUCAGCAGGUCGACUGCUGCCUUUGUUACCUUCACCCUACUUUUUAGCAACAACUGUUUCGGGGAGAAUCCUUUCGUAGCAUUCAUCGGGCAUGGAUCCCUGCAACUAGCUGCUUCAUACACUGCUCAUGUUGUUGGAAAUAGAUUUGGAAGGCGGAUAACACACUGCCUCGUGCUAUUGGCUGCUGGUUUGUUGUGCAUCAUCCUCAUAUGCUUAACCGCAGCACACUCAACCCAGUGGAUCAUAACUACACUUUCUCUUGUGCUACUCUUCUGCUGUGACUGCUCAUAUUUACUCACAAAUAUACAGAGCUUGGAACUGCAUCCAACGAGUUUACGACAGAUAGGCAUCGCAAUUGAAUACGUCUUCGUUCAAUGCAGUAUGAGUGUUCCACCUUACGUAGCUCACUUGGGUAAGACUGCUGGAAUGCAUAUCGCUUUCGCCAUACUUGCGGCCGUGACCCUGAUUAUGUCUGUUUUGAUGUCGUUUGUGCCGGAGUCUUUUAAUGAGAAACUUCCAGAGACAAAACAAGAUAUUUCACUCUUUGGAACGAAGCAGAAGUACUGGAGUCUUCCAAGCCGGAAGUCAAAUGUAUCAGAAAGAACGCCAAUGUAGAAUAUAUUGACAACCAGAACU